GUGACACAGAAGGAGCUGGCGCAAUACGAUGGAGCGGAUCCGACGAAACCGAUCUACCUGGCGAUCAAGGGCGAGGUGUUUGAUGUGUCCGCGGGCCGGCCGUAUUAUAGCCGGGGCGGUGGGUACGGGUUCUUUUCUGGGAAGGAUGCGUCGCGUGCGUAUACGACGGGAUGUUUCCAGACACAUCUGACGCAUGAUGUGCGAGGACUUGGUCCACAGCAAUUGAAGGAAAUUGAAGGGUGGGCCAAUUUCUACAGGAACCAUCCAAAGUAUUUCAAGGUCGGUACUGUUGUGUUGGAUCCGAUCGAUCCAAAUUCGCCUCUGCCGGAAGACUGCAACAAGCCCGUGGCGCCCAAGCCUGCGUCGUCGUAG
Gamsiella multidivaricata is the source of this 372-nucleotide messenger RNA. Its product is annotated as cytochrome b5-like heme/steroid binding domain-containing protein. Gene Ontology annotation, cellular component: endomembrane system; membrane. The transcript is spliced from 2 exons. The annotation marks the transcript as partial. Lineage: Eukaryota; Fungi; Mortierellomycota; Mortierellomycetes; Mortierellales; Mortierellaceae. The record is from RefSeq and is a predicted model, not a curated record.